GUGCUGGUGAAUCGUCUGAAUAUUUGUGAACGAUGAGUGCACAGAAGAAGAUGAUAGAGGCUGCCCUCGCGGCUGGAAAAAGCGCCGAUGAUAAACCAGAUGGGUUAGUGGAGGUGACACUGAAGGCGGAGAACACCCUUGACCCGAACUGGCCCGUUACAGAUACCGUAAUGAAGGUUCCUCUUGGGAGUUCGGUCUACUACAUGCUGCUGCAGGCAUACAAAGACGGCAAGAUCACUGAGCUUGGUGCCAGAUGGUACGUCGAUUUCUGGUCCCACCUCAUCGAAUCUAUCAACGGCGUAAAGAACAAAGACAAUAAGUAUUGGAGAUUCGAGGACGGCGAGGGAAAUGCAUUCGAAUACGGGGUGGACCGGAUCCCCUUGCGCGAUGGGGACGUCAUCAAGUUUCGCUACGUCAACUAA
Branchiostoma belcheri (Belcher's lancelet) is the source of this 422-nucleotide messenger RNA. RefSeq lists its product as uncharacterized. Gene Ontology annotation, biological process: cobalamin transport. Lineage: Eukaryota; Metazoa; Chordata; Leptocardii; Amphioxiformes; Branchiostomatidae. Bases 33 to 422 code for a protein of 129 amino acids. The transcript has 5 exons. Gene Ontology annotation, molecular function: cobalamin binding. The record is from RefSeq and is a predicted model, not a curated record.